Messenger RNA from Lytechinus pictus (painted urchin), 2522 nucleotides. RefSeq lists its product as uncharacterized. The record is from RefSeq and is a predicted model, not a curated record. Gene Ontology annotation, biological process: signal transduction. Bases 1 to 2430 code for a protein of 809 amino acids. Lineage: Eukaryota; Metazoa; Echinodermata; Echinoidea; Temnopleuroida; Toxopneustidae. The transcript is spliced from 12 exons.
AUGAGCGGAAUUCCUCGUAUUGUCCAGGAGACCGUAUACCCAAGAACAAUUGUUGAAACGGUGCAACCUAUCCGACCGGCCAUCAAUCCCGUUUAUCAGUAUGGUGGUCCGCCUUCGAGGUUCGGAGCCACAGGACCAGCCCGGAUAACCGAACCUUUCUAUGAUUACCAAGUGGAGAGCGCUGUUCGACCUGAGGUGGUGCGGGAGACUGUUAUGACUCCAGGUGGUACUGCACAUCAGGUCAAUGUCGAAACCCGUGUUUAUGCCCCUAACCCGAGUAUUCCGGAUCCGAGACCGGAUAAAUUCAAACCACUGGACCGAAUCCACGAAAAUGGGCAUCCGGAUAUCACUCGCUUCACGAAGGACGAGCUCAAGGAAUUCCACGAGUACUUACGGAGAUCUACCGAAGAAGGCCGAAGUUUCAGUGGCACUGGGAAGGUCAACAUUGAAGACAUUGAGAGUAUCCAGGCGAAGACCCUGGAAGGCCUGAAGUCUGGAUCAACAGAAAGUUUGGACACUCUGCUACUCCUUUGUGAAUUGAGCAAUCUGCGUGAUGAAACGUGUGUCCUAUUCUUCACCGAAGCGGGGUUCGACGAAAUCUUUAUCAAAUUCAUCGAAGGCGUCUUAUUUUCAGCCAAAUAUAUCAAUGAUCAGCUCGAACAUCCGGGUUUAUACAUUGGUUUCAACCUCCUCAUCGACGCGGCCCAACGCUUCACGGAGAAUGGCGUGGAACUCUGCCGUAAAAUGGGCAAGGUUGCCGUUCCGCUCCUCCUCGAACUCAUACGCGAUUCAUUCUUUGAAGUCGAGGCUCUCAAUCGCGAUGACGAGGAACUGAAGUGGAUGUCGAGAAGGGAACUGCUUAAGAAGAUCUUCACUUUGUUUUACAAUUGCAUCAGAAACCAUCCAGACAACAGACGUGUUUUUCGCAUGAGCAUGGCUUCGGCGUUUUUCGAACCAUUCCUGAAUUGCCGAUUCUAUAUCUUACGAGCAAAGGCACUUUUCAUACUGGCCUACAUCGUGACCGAGGAGGAGAACGCCGAUCUCAACACGGAGACCCUCAACAUCGAGUUCAUCGUCAAGGUCCUUCGUAGGACUCUGGAGGAACCGUCGCACUACUCUGCUCACUACAACUUUUACGCCGUAGAGGUCGUAGAGGCUGUGCAGAGAGUAGCCGCGAACGACAGUAAUAAGGAUAAAUUCAUCGAAGCUGGAGUCCUUCCACAUCUUGUGGCAUUGAUGAAUGAGAAGAAUUCUCGAGAAGAACGGAACACCGCCCUCAACGCCGUAUGGGUUCUUUCUUUCUCUUCAAAGAACAAAGACGCCAUUUUGAAUGAGGAAAGCUGCAUCGACAACAUAAAAGCUUGCAUGGGAAUUGAUGACUUCACCCGAAUCUGUCAGGCAAUCUUAUGGAAUCUACACGAUCAAGCCAUUCCUAACACAGAAAAGACGGGAGACAAAGAUGAUAAACCGGAAGUGAAAGUUGCUGAUGACGGUGCCUCCGCUGACCCGGAAAUAGAGCGCAAGAUAGCCAAGAAGCAAUCACCCCACGUGAUGCUCAGCUACCAAUGGGAUGUCCAGAAACAGAUACUCAAGGUCAAAGACGUUCUGAGUGCUCUUGGAUUCAAUGUCUGGUUGGAUGUGGAAAGAAUGGGAGGUUCAACUUUAGAAGCAAUGGCGAAUGCAGUGGAAGAGGCCUGUGUCGUCAUCAUCUGCUUUUCAGAGAAGUACAAGGAUAGCCCAGCUUGUCGAACAGAGGCAGAAUACACGUACAAACUACGCAAGCCGAUCAUUCCUCUAAAAAUGCAAACCGGCUACGAUCCAAACGGCUGGCUGGGCGCCAUGUUGGGAAACAAGUUUUACGUCCAGAUGAGCACAUUGGAACUGGUGCAGGACAAUAUGGGACUUCUUGUCCGAGAACUGGCCGACAGAGGGCGCACUCUAUCUACAGAGGAUCAGAGCGUAGAUGACAAUGAGUACAUUCCAUCUGGUCUUCCAAAGCUUGCUCGACCAAUGUCGCCUCCAUACUUAGUCCCUGAGAAUCGUACCCUACCGCCCCCUACUCCCCCGAUCUUCCCCCAGAGGCAGAGGGUGGAACGAAUCGUGACUCACCAGGACUCUAAUCCAUAUCGCGUAUACAGUCCGCCUCCGACAACAGUAAUCAUGACCCCGCCAAUUCGCCGAGAUGGGGCUGUCUGUCUGCAACUCGUGCAGAGAUGGAAUUCACAAGAGGUUGUGGCAUGGCUAGGUCACAACAACUUCAACCACCUUAGUAACUGGCUGCAAGGGUACACCGGGGAAGACUUGGUGGGACUAAAGAAGAUAUCCAUACAGGCUCCAGAGUUCUUCUUUGGCAAACUGGAACGGGAAUUCGGCUUUAAGUCAUUAUUGGAUAUGAUACGUUUCAAGAAAAUGCUCGAUGAUAUAGUUUAGUGACAUAGACAUUGAAACAAACGCUUAAUGAAAAAGAGCUAACCUACACACAUCAAUUCGCUUUUCGCCUCCCAUAAUAUUAAAGGGGAAUG